Cylicocyclus nassatus is the source of this 2593-nucleotide messenger RNA. The record is from the annotation of a GenBank genome assembly. Lineage: Eukaryota; Metazoa; Nematoda; Chromadorea; Rhabditida; Strongylidae.
AUGCGAAUAAGGGUAGUGGUUCUCAUAACAACAGCUGCUUCUUUGUUCUACCAUCACGAGUCCCAUCGUCCUGAUUCUCUUUCCAAAAAGUCCAUAAACACACAAAAAAGGUGUGAGGAUCUUCAAGGUGUAAGCGCCUCAAUGGAAAGGUACGAUACGGACACAUUUGAGGCGUCAGAUGAGGAACUCAAAGAAAAAAGCGAUAUCGGAGAUGACAAGCUGUUAUGCGGUUAUGGAAGCUGCACACCCGCAUGGUUGCAACGGUUUCACAAUGCAAAAUGUCUACUCUUGAUGCUUGGCAUAUGUGCCUUUAUCCAGAGUUUUGUGGUAAAUGCAAUAUUUCCGGUUGGUCUAUCCACAUUGGAAAGAAGAUUCAAAAUGACAAGCACCCACACAGGAAUUAUAUCAAGCUGGUAUGAUUUUGCAGUGCUUCUUGUCGUAUUUCCAUGCUGUCAUUGGGGAAAUAGCGGACACAAAGGACGAUGGAUAGGUUGGGGUGGAAUUAUCAUGGCACUUGGUUCGCUAAUAUGCGUUAUACCUCAUUGGAUUAUUAGUCCGUAUCAGCCUGAACAUUCAGAAAUGAACACAACGGAUUUUGGACAAUGCACUCUUAGAGACCUUGAGAUCAAAACCUGUGAAAAACAACCGAUCUCAUCCUACCUCAAUCCCUAUUUCCUUUUAUUCUUACUUGGUCAAACUCUUCAUGGAGUUGGAUCAACGCCGCUGUUCUCGAUAGGAACCACGUACAUUGACGAAAAUGUCUCACAAAAGGCCUCUCCCGUCUAUUUAGCUGUGCAUGCUGUUCUGACGUCUUUCGGACCCGUUAUUGGAGUUUUCGCUGGUGGAGCCCUAUUAAAUAUCUAUGAUGAUUUUGACAGAGUAGAUCAUCCCCCAAUUGCCCGAAACGACCCACGUUGGAUUGGCGCAUGGUGGAUCGGCUUCUUGAUAGCGUCCAUAUCCGCUCUAAUUAUUGCGUUUCCUAUCCUGGGUUUUGCUCGAGAACUGCCAGAAGCUAGACAUCACAGAGCCAAGGACGUCAAUCAGGUUCACGCCGCUAAUGCUGCCGAUGCCAACGAAAAAGCUCCAAAGGAUGCGAAGAAACUACCGGCUGUCGUUAUGAAAAUUCUUCGGAAUCCAACGUUCAUCGUCUGCAUCAUCAUAGGCAUAUUCGAAUCAAUCAUCAUCAACGGAUUCGCAGCAUUCAUGCCAAAGAUUUUGGAAACGCUGCUUAGCACAACGCCAAUCUUUGCUUCGUAUCUAUCAUCUGUGGUAAUAUUUGCUGCUGCAGCUGGUGUAAUGAUUGGAGGAAUGGUGAUUCGAAAGUUGCGAUUACAAGUCGGGGGUAUGUUGAAGAUGAUUAUUUGCUGCCAUGUGGUGGCGCUUCUUUUCACUACUGGCUUAUUGUUACAUUGUCCACAGAGAAGUUUUGUUGGCAUCAAUACUGAUUAUAAUGAUCUAGCUAUCCAUGUAAGCGACCACGACAUCAAGGCGGAAUGUAACGAACAGUGCAAUUGUAAGGAAGAAUUCAAUCCAGUUUGCGAGGCUGACACUGGUAGAAUGUACUUUUCCCCUUGCUUUGCGGGCUGUACUCAAAAACAUGAUUCACAUGGAAAGAAUAUUUGGUCGGAUUGCAGCUGCUUGAAGGAAAACUUUACGAAUCAUCCAGAAGUGCAACACUCAGAAUCUCUCCAACAAGGUUAUUGCAACAUCGACUGCGGCUACAACACCUACAUCUUGAUGGUCACCCUGUUCAUUACUGUAGUUGCAAGCUUUGCAUCCGGGAUUCCAACCCAGCAAAUCAUGCUUCGUGUUGUUCCAUUUGAUCAGAGAACAUUAGCAUUAGGAAUCAACUGGACAUUUCUAAGGCUGCUAGGUUUUAUUCCUGGAGGUAUUCUUUUUGGAAUGAUGAUCGAUAUUGCUUGUAUGGAUUGGGAACAAUCGUGUGGACGUCAACAAACUUGUCGUGUCUACGAUCCUUUAAAAUUAAGUUGGACCAUCACUGCAGUAGCUAUUGUCUGCAAACUCCUCUCUAUACUUACUACUAUACUUGGCUAUAUGACAUAUCGGCCAACUGAUCUCGAUAUGGGGAUGUCCGUUCAAUCACAAGACUCACAUGGUGCUCUUCAUCUGGUUGUCAACGAUGACAGGCCACCUGAAGAAUUUGGGCCAAAAAACAAAGUAGUAUCCUAGUAGUUCCACUCAACUUUUCUGUAUCUGAGCUAUACCCAGAUUCAAAUUUUGAACUUCUCAGAGAAUUCUACAGUUGCAUACGUGUAUUUCAGUGUUAUAUUGUUUGAAUGUCGUCCCUCGAAAAUACUUAGCCAUAUGUGACUAAAUGUCCAGGUCGGUCCUUGAGGUGCAUUAGAGCUAUACACUUUAUUUUUCUCUUUUUUUUCUGAAUGUACUUCAGGUGUUUUCAUGUGUCGCUUUACUUCCAACAGUUUCGUUCUUGUCUCUUUUUCCAUCCUAGCGUUGUCACUUGAUUAAUCUCAGUUUUUUUUUUGAGACUUGCUUGCCUUGGAACGUUGCAUAUCCAUCUACUUUCCUUGAUGUAUGUUGUGAAUGCACUUACAAUGACAAAUGUAUAUAGAAC